This is a messenger RNA of Pecten maximus, 3474 nucleotides long. RefSeq names its product guanine deaminase-like. Bases 92 to 1456 code for a protein of 454 amino acids. The transcript is spliced from 13 exons. Gene Ontology annotation, biological process: guanine catabolic process. The record is from RefSeq and is a predicted model, not a curated record. Lineage: Eukaryota; Metazoa; Mollusca; Bivalvia; Pectinida; Pectinidae. Gene Ontology annotation, molecular function: zinc ion binding; guanine deaminase activity. Gene Ontology annotation, cellular component: cytosol.
UCGUCAUUUAUUCGUUCAACUAUAUCGGAUAUAGCCGCCGGGUGGAGGUCGCUUUGUUACUAAGUAACCUUAUACAGAUCACCAAUACAACAUGCCUGAGCCAAGAUGGAACAAAACAUUCGCGAUUGUGGGAACAUUCGUCCAUUCGUCCGACGAAAAACCGUUGAUUACCCUAGAGGACCACUGCCUUGGAGUAGCCGAUGGGAAGAUAAUAUUUCUUCAGAAAUGUGACGCAAAUCUACAGACGACGUUACGAGAACACAAUAUAUCACCUGAAAGCGUCAUUUACUUGGAGGAAAGGCAGUUCCUGGUGCCAGGGUUUGUUGAUACUCAUAUCCACGCGUCCCAGUACCCUAACUGUGGUAAGGGACUUGACGAAGGUCUGUUGUCAUGGCUACAGAAAUACACAUUUCCAGUCGAGGCUAGGUUCGCUGAUCUGGAGUUCGCAACUGAUACGUAUUCCAAAGUCAUCUCUCGGGUUGUAAAAAAUGGAACGACUACAGCGUGUUAUUUUGCCACCAUUGAUACUGACGCCACGCUUCGACUUUGUGACAUAGUGGACAAAGCUGGUCAGCGGGCAGUAGUGGGUAAAGUAAACAUGGACCAGAAUUCUCCGGACUUUUACAAGGAAGAGACAGCCCAGUCUUUCCAAAACACAGUCAGAUUCGUGAAGGAGGUUAUCAACAGAAAGUACCAGUUAGUGAAGCCAUGUAUCACCCCACGGUUUGCUAUAACCUGCUGUAUGGAUUUAAUGAAACAACUAGGACAGCUGGCAAGGACAUACCACCUCCACGUACAGACCCAUAUAUGCGAGACAAAGGAUGAAUGCAGCAUGGUACAGAAACUGUUCCCCGAGAACAAAUCUUAUACUGAUGUAUACGAAGAGGCUGGUCUGCUCACUCGUAAGACUGUGCUUGCACAUGGCAUAUACCUAUCCAAGGAAGAGAGGGAGGUAAUCAAGAAUCGAGGGUCGGGAAUAUCACAUUGCCCGAACUCUAAUUUGUCAAUCCGAAGUGGUUUGCUCGAUGUAAAGGGUUGCUUUGAAGAUGAAAUCGCUGUUGGUUUGGGUACCGACAUAUCAGGUGGAUACAGUCCUUCAAUUAUGGACGCCAUGAGGACUGCCAUAAGUACAUCUAACACUAUUGCUAUGCAACGAGGCCCUAGCUACACCCCACUCGACUACAAAGAUGUUUUCCGAAUGGCCACAUUAGGUGGAGCUAGAGUACUGGACAUGGAUGACAUCAUCGGUAACUUUGAGGUCGGGAAGGACUUCGAUGCCCUCGUUAUUGACCCUAAUGCACAAGCCAGUGUCAUUGAUGUCUUUGAGAACGAUACAGUUGAAGAUGUGAUACAGAAGUUUGUCUUCCUUGGUGAUGACAGGAAUAUACUAAAGGUAUUUGUGGCCGGACGUGACCUGUCGGAGAAAUCCUUUGUGGAGCCGCUGAUACCUUCGUAAUGUAAUCCGGUAUACUUGUUUUUGUUGUUGUUGUUGUUGUUUUUUUUGUUUUUGUUUUUGUGUGUGUGAAACGCCAGACUUGUAAAAUGCUUUGUUUAAUGCACUUAUGAGAACUGGGUAAUACGCCGGAAUUAUGAGAACUGGGUAAUACGCCGGACUUGUGUGCGAGAACUAAGUGAUACGCUGGACUUGUGAGAACUUGGUAAUACAGCGGACUCAUGAGAACAGGGUAAAACUUCGUACUCGUGAGAAUUGAAUAUCAUGCCGGACAUGUGUAUGAGAACUGAGUAAUUCACCGGACUUGUGUAUGAGACUUAAGAGUAAUACGCCGGAAUUGUGAGAUCUGGGUAAUACGCCGGACUUGUGAGAACUAGGUGCUACGUUAACCUUGAAUUAAAAAAUACAUGAAGAGCUUUAAGGUAAUUCCUCGAAAAUGAAAUAUCAACCUGUUUUUAACAUGACGCAGAAUACUUAAGUGUAUAAUUUUGUGCGUAUGACGUCAUGAUUUGAUUUUUUGUUGUUGAAAAAAUCCAUUUUACUGGCUAAAAUGUCCUCUAAAUUUAACAUAGUUUGAUUUGAGCUUCAAACCAUUUUCUACUAAUGAAAUAUUAUCUUUUGUUACUGGUUACGUUUAUUAUAACAGUCACCAGUAAAUGUUAUUGAUUUAUAAACCGUGAUAUUGUUAACUGUUACCGUUGUUGUUGAUUACUGGGUGUAUUGAAUUUAUGUAUACAUGUAGUUAUGAUUGUAAUAUAUAUAUAUAAUGGUAAACGAACAAAAGAAUAUGUUACAUUUUGAACUAACGUAAUCUCUCCCGGUGCAAAGUAAUAGUAUAAAAUUGUAUGACAUCAUAUAUGAUUAUCUAUUGGUGACGCCAUAACAGUAAAUUAGCAAACGAAAUGUAAGGUCUUCUUUUGUCAAUUUUCCUUUUUUCAUAUUAUUUAAUUCGUCCAUUUUAACUUGUUAUAUGUGGAUUAUUAUAGUCCGUAUCAUUUUUGUUAUACAGUAUACAUAUAUAUUUUUUCCAAAUGUUUUCCACAUAUUUAGAUACAAAAUGUAUUUAGAUAUAUAUUUGGAUUAUCAUUUUACCAACAUCAACCAUCACUGUUAAGGUGCGGUGUUCAUUAAUCCAUUUCACUAUUCUAAUAGCAAACAUGUACUUAUUGUUAAUUAUGAUUUUUUAUAUUAUGUACAUAUCCUCAUUUGUCUUUGACAAGACUUUCGUUAUAAAGAGUUAAUAUAUCGUGCCAUUAUUAGUAAUUCUGUUCUCUUUCUCUUUCUAAUUAAGUAAGUGCUGAAAAAAUUCUUGUUAUCAAAAAGAAUCGUGUAGCAGUAAUGUUAAUAUUGAUUUGUAGUGUUAUUAGUCCCCUGCCGUUUGAAAAACGGGGGGACUAUAGGUUUACCCUCCGUCCGUCUGUCUGUCUGUCACGCAAUAGUUGUCCGGACAACUCCUCCUGAAGGACUACUCCUAUCUUAACGAAACUUGGUAUACAUGAUCAGUAUAACAUGUAGUUGUGCAUCCCACAUUUUUUUUUUUUUUUUUCGAAAAACCAUUUUUCAAAAAAAAAAAUGGGAAAUGAAUAGGUGCACUUCUAGCUCAGGCAGGGGACUUUGUAUUGCUGUUGCAAUACUAUCCAUCCUUGUUGUUAUUAUAACAUUAGCGAGGUAGUGCUUUAAUCUUAGAUUGAUAUUGGAAUUGUUAUAACAUAAACACUGUUGUACUAUAAUCUCAGCAUUGUAGUGUUACUGUGAUAAUAACAUUAGCACUGUAGCGCUAUAUUAGGUUUCUAGUGUUGUAAUAAGUUCAGAACUCUAGUGAUAUUACUUCAGAUGUGUAGAGUUAUGAACCAGUUGGCCUUUAUAGACAGAUUUGACUAUCUAUAUAUUUAUACGCGGUGUCACGUUAUUCCCCUGUUGGUCGGCCGCCAUGUAUGUACAUUAUAUAACAGUAAAUGCUAACGAGAUAGCAGCUAUACAUUGUAAACCGUCGGAAAUAAAUUGUUACUGAUAUAUGUGGA